CUUACCUUUGUAGUACGUAGAGAAAUGUGGUUUAGGUUUUUUAUGUUUGUCGUGAUUCGACGCAACUGAGGUGACGCACAUGCAAGAACUAUCACCGCUAUUGUGCUAUUGUGAUGAAGUGGAAGGCGCGGUUCUUGGCAAUAAAGCGAUUGAUGUAAGAUCCUGUGACUCGUACCUAUCGGUAGUAUCACUAUCCGGGAAUAAAGUUGAGCUACCAUGAUUAUCUUCCACUGCUUAGCUGCUUCUGUUGAUCUUGUUGCGAAUGACUCUCCUCGCAGAUCAUGACAGAAGCAGGUUGGUCUUGAACCAAGAAACGGUAGCGGCUGGUCCCCGGUGUGCAGAGGCCUACGACCACCCCGACCUGCUCCGUGAAGGCCGCCUUUGGUAGCGCGACCUUGUGGUUGUGUGGGCCUCUUGUUGCCCGCCUCUGGUUGCAGACUGCCGGAGCGAAUUUUCAGGUCACAUAGUUGUACAACUUACUACGAAAAUGUCUUCGCACCUUUCGGUCUCGACGCCUGGGGAUCAUCACGACCCCACGUCGUCUGCCGAGAUGACACCGCGGCGCACGAGCUUCUUGGAAAAAACGGCUUCGUCACGCGCCAGCGUGUCCGGCGCGGUCGCGUCUAGUUUGGGACUCGGGCCGCAGAAAGAGGAAACGGUCGCGGACUACCUGGAACACAAAGAUCCGUUACCCUCAAGGUUGUCAAGAAGUGUGCGGGAAUCUGUCGGUUGGCUGAAGCCAAAAGAAACGCACGGGCGAAAUAUGCGACCAAGGAUAUCGUCUCAGUUCAACGAGAAGGAGCCGCUCCCCUACAAGGAGGACAAUCGGAUUCGCACGCAGCGCUUUUCGAGCUACAUCGCUCUGUGGCUGCCGCAUUCGGUGUAUUUCCAGUUUCGACGGUCCGCGAACAUCUACUUCGCAAUCAUCUGUGUUUUGCAGAUGAUGCCAUUCUCCCCGAAGAUGCCGGCGCCAACAGUAACGAUAGAUUUCGAUUUUAGAAAGUAGAUACAACACAGAGGUAUUAGCUGUACUACGUACAUGACUUUGUCACCCAGGCUUUCUUCACUUCUGAAAGCAAAGCGAAACCACCACCAGGUACUCACGUUUCUUUUCGUGCUCUGUUGGACCGCGGCUAAAGAUCGAUACGAAGACUACCAGCGUGAAAAGUCCGACAAGAAGGAGAAUGAGCGACAAACCGAGGUACUGCAAAAGAACGGAACCUGGAAAUUGAUGGCGUGGGCGGAGGUGAAAGCGCACGAUAUCGUGAAAGUGAAAAAGGACGAGGGCGUGCCCGUCGAUUUGGUGCUGAUGUCCACCUCCCAUGGUGGCGGGCACUGCUACAUUGACACCAAAAAUCUGGACGGCGAAACAAAUCUGAAGUUGAAGCUCGCGCCACCAGACUUAGCAGAAAUGACGGAGACGAGCCACGACCUGCAAAAAUUGGCGGUGCGCGGUUAGUUUUGAGUUCAGUUUCAUUGCGGUGCGUUGUUUCUCUUCUUUAAAGCAAGGAAAAAAACGCAAAUUGCCAUUUCGUUUUUUGACACGACUACUCGUAGUUAGAAGUCGUAUUUUUUUGUUUCUGUGUAGCGCUCACUCAACUCUCUUGUCAUUCAACGCGUUGCAUUCCAACGACAGGUUCUUGUUGAGCCCCCGCACGAGAACAUGACAGUUUUCAAGGGAAGCUUCAAAGUAGGCGAGAGGCCCAGCACGCCACUGAACUUGGACAACAUCAUCUUCCGCGGUUGCACGCUCCGCAACACGGACAGUGUGUUCGGCCUUGCGGUCUACACCGGCGGGGACACCAAGGCAAUGCUGAACAGUCGUGAGGCCCCCGCGAAGAUGCCCAAUAUGCAGCAUGUGUUGAACAAACUCCUCUACGGGCUGUUCCUUAUCCUCUUCAUCACAGUCGUCGCCUGCGCAAUCUGCGCCAUGGCCUGGGAAAGCAAGUACAAAGACUCCGGAGCGGACUACCUCCAGAUUAAAGACACCGACGGGAAGGGAGAAUUUGACACGUCCUUCUACGGAUUCGUUAUAAAGGUUCCACCUUUUCGUAACCGUAGACGUAAUUCAUUGCUGCAACUCAAGAACGAUUGGAUGGUCUCAUACUUUUGUUGGAGUAUGAGUAGGAUUAUAUUGUCGUGCUUCAAUGCAAAGACUAAGAAAUCAAUGUUGGCUCUGCAGGAAGAGGAUCCACGACCACUUGCACAAAGUCAACUUCGAAGAUUUCAUGUGUUUUUUCGAAUUACGAAAUCGAAAUCACGGUCUACUUCAGGUUGGCGUUUUCAUCGUGACGUUUUCGCACUUGAUUCCGAUGAGUUUGUACGUCGCGUUGGAGUAUCAAAUGUAAAAAUGUCUGGGUCUGGAAGAUUAGAACUUGUCAUGCUAAAUCUGAAUGAUGCAAAAAUCUGUGUUGCGUGAGUGCCAAAAGCUGUCCGCUUUUGACCAAGUUGAGAGGGAGUUUCUCAUGCAGGAAAGGCGUGAUAGAGACCUCAGAGAAUCUGUCAUGCUGGAUCUCGCAUUCGAGACCUCAUGCGUCAUGGAAAACCUGCAUCACAAAUCUUGCAUUCUUCCAGACCCAGACAUUUUUACAUUUGAUAUGGAGGUCACGAAGUUGAUUUUGGCCUAUUUCGUGACGACAGACGAGUCCAUGAAGCACGAGACGGGCGACGCGCUGUGCCGUAACUCGGACCUGAUGGAGGAACUCGGGCAGGUGGAGAUUGUGUUUUCAGACAAAACGGGCACGCUCACCUGCAACAAAAUGGAGUACGUGCGCGGAAGCGUAGAGGGGAAAGUGUACGGACCACCAACGAACCAGGCGCUGGAAGAGGCACGGAAAAGACUAGCCGCCGCGGAAGACGAGAACGCGGUUGUGGCUGGUGCAGGAGUUGCAAAACCAUCAGUUGUAUACGGAAUCGUCGGCGACGAAGAGCCCUACAAAGACAUUUUCGAAAAAGGUAUUUUCGUGUAUUGGGAUGCAACUAUACCUAAUUACGACGCGAUCCAGUUGAAAGCGUAGCGUAGGCUUGACAAGUACGAAGUGUAUUUGUGGUAAAUUAGGGUACCGUGCGUUUUCGAUCAUUUCUGAAAGAUCUUUUUUUUAAUAUUUUUAGAAUGGAAAAUGGAAUCACGAGCGGAUAGUGGCGAAGUGUAAUCGAUUUUUUCAGUUAAUUUUAUAAAUUGAGUAUACCGCCGUUAUUCAAAUGAAACACGAGCGUAUGCUGGGCCGCAAACGCGAAGUUUUUGUAGCUCUCACGCAAAGUCGUAAUUUUUAGCUUCCGAAAAUGAUUUUUCUUCAUGGUGCCGUGCGUUUUCUUUUAAAUUUUUGACUUUGCAGUCGAUGUUCAUCGGAUGUAUUACAACAUCAAACAGGAAACAAGGCGGCGCUCGACUAUUUCCUUCUACUUUCUGUUUGCCACGCCGUGGUGAUCGACCCAGAGAGCGGCAAGUACCAGGGCAGCAGCCCUGAUGAAGUUGCGCUUGUGCAGGGCGCCGCUGCGGCUGGCGUAAGGCUUACGAAGUCGCUAAACGGCGAACUGACCGUGGAACUUGCGGACGGCGCAAUACGGGAGUACAAGGUGCACGGGGUGCUGGAGUUUGACAGCGAUCGCAAGCGCAUGUCCGUGAUAGUAGAAAACAAAACCGAGCAGAAGAUAGAGAUCAUGACCAAAGGCGCGGACAUGACGGUACUACCUUUGUUGGAAUCCCGAAACAAGGCCGGCGACACCGUCGGAGCGUCGCGGCCCGGCGUGGAGAAGACACGCACGAACAUAAACAUAGAUCCGGUGACGCACGACCAGCUCGUGGCGUUUGCGAGCGAGGGUCUGCGAACCUUGGUGUGCGCGAAAAAGACCCUGAAGGACCUGCGGCCCGACGCCGAAGAAGCCGGCGGCUCCGCGUGGUACGACGGGUGGGCAGACCGGUUUCACAAGGCCAGCAUCGCGCUAGACAACAAGGAGAAGCUGAUAGCGGCUUGCGCGGCGGAAGUCGAAACAGAGCUGCAGUACGUAGGCAUCACGGCCGUGGAAGACAUGCUGCAGGAAGGGGUCCCGGAGGCCAUCGCAACGCUGCGUUCCGCACAGAUUCGUGUUUGGGUACUCACGGGCGACAAAGUGGAGACCGCUAUUGACAUAGGUUUCAGCUGUCGAUUGUUGGACAAAUCAAUGGUGAUCAAAAAGUUGACCGGGCUGGAUCAGGUACUCAGUACUGUUUCUUUUUUGGUGACUGUGUGAACAACAACACAGAGAGACGCUCAAGCGUUUGUCUUGGACGCGAACAGUAGAAAUCAAUCUUGGAGGCGAAGUCGACUCACGUAUUUCUUGCUCGCCGUGAAGAUGUAAUCACCAUGAAGAACUUGAACUACACGAUCGGCAUCGCAAAAUGUAUACGUAGAUAAGAAAUACUGUCGUGAGUACCGCUUUUUAGGUCAAAAAGAUCGAGGAAGCCCUGACGGAUGUGCUCCAAGUAUCCACCGCCGGAGCAAGCGUGGGCCUUGCACUUGACGGAGAUACGAUGACCGCGAUUACCGGGUCGGGCGAUGUCGCGCUCAUCAAGCUCUUUUUCCGGGUGGUCAUGGCGGCGAAAGCCGUGAUUUGCUGCCGAGUAGCACCCAAGCAGAAAGCCUUUGUCGUCAAGGUGAUCCGACAAAAUUUGCCAGAAGUUAUCACGCUGAGCAUCGGUAUCAAUUUAGCUCGUUGUAGCCGGCGCUUGGUUAGAUCCUGCUCUGAAAUAGUGUAGACGCCUGUAGUAUUGGAGUGCUUGUUAGUUGCAGUUCCCAUUCCCGCAUGUUCUUGUCUUUCUCUUUCUCACCGAAUCAGAAUCUUGCAUUAGCGUCCGCGUUUUUUGUGAACAGUUUUGUACAAGCUAUCGAAGACGUCGUUUAUUUCCCAUCAUGUCUUUUUUUUUCAAGGUGACGGCGCCAACGAUGUUGCGAUGAUUCAGGAAGCUCACGUCGGUGUGGGAAUCCGUGGCGUAGAAGGCACCCAAGCCGUGCAGGCAAGUGAUUUCGCCAUCUCACAGUUCCGCUUUCUAGAGCCACUGAUUCUCGACCACGGCAGGGGAGCGUAUCGACGAGUAGCGACAUUUAUGUGCUACUACUUCUACAAGGUACUUAUUUUUACCGUAGAGAUGUUGAUGGAGUUUUGAUCGGUGAUGUUGCAACUACAUGAGCUCUAUCGCAUGUUGUUCAAGAGCACGUUUUAUUUCCUGACUUGCAUGACAGCAUGCAGCAUCACGUAUUUAGUACACAAACAAAAAAAACCAAGUCACGUAUUUAGCACACAUGCAGCAUCACGUAUUUAGUACGUAUUUAGUUAGUUUAUACAACCCGACAAAAAUAUAAUUUCUAUUUGCUUUGCAGAACAUCGCUUUGACGAUGUGCGACGCGUAUUGGACGGCGUUUGCGGGUUACAGCGGGCAAGUCAUUUUUCCGACUUGGUUUUCCACCUGCUACAACGGCCUGUGGACGAGUUUUGCCUCCAUCUUCUCAUUUUCUUUCGACGGGGACGUGAGCGGUGCGGUUGCCCGGGCCAACCCGUAUUUGUACCAAGCCGGGCCGCACCGCGUGUUCUUCAACGCCCGUGUGUUCGGCCAGUGGGUGUUUCUCGCCAUGUACCACGGGUUUGUCUGCUUCGUCAUUCCCUUCUUUGGCUACGGCUCCACCGCCUACGACAGCACCGGUGUCGUCGGCGGAUUCUGGUGGUGCUCCGUGCUUAUGUUCAGCUGCAUGGUGAUUGUAGUCAACCUGAGACUGCUGGUUAUCACGACGAAAUGGAUCAAGCUUUCCCUCGGGAUCUUGAUCUUCAACCUCUUCUUCUACUUCGCGUGUUUGGCUUUCAUGACGCAGACGGAAUGGUUCGCGCAGAUUUUCCAGUGGAACGUAUACGACAUGAUGUCCGCGAUCUACGGGUCGGCUUCCGGGUGGAUAGUCACCUUCGGUGCGGUGAUGGUCUGUCUUUUGCCGGAUUUCCUCAUCGAGGGCGCAAACAUGCUCUUCUUCCCCACACCGCUGCACGUCCAGAUGUACCACGAGCGGAAGAAUCUCAGCUACAUCGAGCUGAAGCCGCAGAAACCCGGCACGCACCCGCUCCCGGACCCACUCGACCGGUCGGCAUUGCAGCCAGGGGGUGGUAGUCUAGCAGAGGAACGAAGUAGCACGGCGCGCCUUGGCGGCGGCCAAGCAACGCUCCUGAACUCGUCGCCUGGAGCAACGGGGAACGCAGUCGGGAUAGACGAAGACUCGAGCAGUUACAAAGGCGAUAAUGCGGCGGAUGCGUUCAAUAUAGAAACGGUGCCCACGCGCACAAGUACCUGAUGGGAACAAAAAACGGGUGGCGUGUUGUAGUAAAAGGACUUGUUCUACUUCAGCGAAAGACGUAUGAUUACGUCGGUGGAUUUCGGUUGGAUGGAUAAGUAGAUUCACUAGCUACCACCACUCAACAGCAGUCGUCCUCGCCCAUGGGCAAUCGUUGCGUGUUACGCAUAGUGACUUUCUGUAGCUGAUUGUUUAGCAUUAGCGCUAAUGCCCUUGUUCCAACAAGUACGCACAGGAGGAGAAGCACACCUCUUUUCUGCAAGCGCCGGCCGUAAUAGUUUUCUGGAAGUUCAUACCCCCCGACCCGGAUACACAGGGGACAGCCAGUACAAACACGCAGGGCAGCAGGCAUUCCGGAGUGCCUGACGAAAAUCUUGGCAGCGUCGCUUGAGAAGUUAGUAGGUCCGCAGGAGGUGAUAAGGCCACCAGGCCAGCAUAGGUCUGCAUGACUCAUGGCAGUUUUUGCAGCUCCCACAAUAGUUUUCACGCUAACAAGAAAUCAACCUUCAUCCACUUCUGACGCAAUAAAAUGCUCUGGAUUGACAUUCAGUAGAGAACACAGAUUAAAGUAAAAGUACAGUUGACCCUUCUAAGGAAGAAAGUAAAAGUUUAAUGAUUAGUGUUGACACCAUUCCAGGCUUGAUUGCUGGAAAAGCCGGAGAACAAUCAUAUGCGCAUAACUUUGUCUGUUUGAAAUACACAGCCCAUUCUCGUGCGCCAAUUGCAAAGGAAACAAAGACUGUAUGACCAUGAGAGCGACGAACACGAAAAUAAUAUCUUGAUGAUAAUCUUCUGUAAAAGACUACCGUAUUGUUCUUUCCCGCUUUCGACAAUUUCGCACAUGAAAAAUCCGCUAGAAAAGAGUUUGGUUAUUUUGAGUAGAUAGAAGCAGAAGUAGAAACCUCGCCGAGGUCGUCAUUAAUUUUCGUCGUUCUUUCGCUGUGAAUCGUUGUCGUUACUGCAGCUUUAUUUAGUACCAAACGCGUCGCCUCUUUCAUUUUUAUCGUGUGCGUUCUAGUGUUACAGCUGAAAAACAACUGAAAGUGCCAGGACUUACUUGCUGCUGAGUGGAUGCGGCUAAAAAAAAAUCCAUGUGAUGAAUUAUAGGGGCGCUUCAUGAGUUCGACGA
Amoebophrya sp. A120 is the source of this 7440-nucleotide messenger RNA. The record is from the annotation of a GenBank genome assembly. Lineage: Eukaryota; Dinophyceae; Syndiniales; Amoebophryaceae.